AAGAGCCAGCGAGUUGCGAGCAGUACGUUUACACACACACACACACACACAUAGACACGCAGCUCUAUGUGUUUAACACAGGCGCGCACAGAGGUAGAGCUACACAGACACAAUAGCUGCAGCAGCGGGAAGCACAGCAGCUCAUAAAUCUGCUCAGGUCUGCGGAGUACAUCCAAAUCUCAGGCGCUCACUGACUGACUGGUGCUCCAGCCUCGCUGUCUUUCUUUCCACCUGGUUUAUCAUCAAAAGCCCGACGAAACGUGAAAAAAAGAUUCAUGAAGAGCGGACGAUCGUGCUUUUGGUGGAGUGGGCGAGUUUGUUUAAACAGGAUAGACUUGAGAAGACACACGCUUUAUCUGCCCGGCUUUGCAAUUUAGUACGGAAAUUGAGUACAAGGGUCUGAAUUUAAGGUGUUUUGUAAAAACAAAAAAAAAUCCCCCAAAAGAUGGGUCGAGCGCCGAAGUGGUGCAGGGAUCUUGUCUUUUCGCUGGUGUUAUUUUUAGGGGUUUUACUGCCCUUUUCAAGAACUCUGAUGUACACCAACCACUGGGCUGUGAGAAUAACCGGAGGCAAUGAAGAGGCCAAUGCAAUAGCAAGCAAAUACGGAUACAGAAACUUGGGACAGAUUGGGUCCUUGAAAGACUACUACCACUUUUACCACAGUAGGACAAUGAAACGAUCAACAAUUUCUAUUCGAGGAACUCAUAGCUUCAUCUCAAUGGAACCAAAGGUGGAAUGGAUACAGCAGCAGGUGGUAAAACGACGGAUAAAGAGAGAUUUUAAAGCUGGAGCUCCUCAGUAUCCUUACUUCAAUGAUCCUAAAUGGUCAAGCAUGUGGUACAUACACUGCAACGAUGACACUCAUCACUGCCAAUCAGAUAUGAACAUUGUGGGUGCUUGGCGGAGAGGCUAUACAGGUCGAAAUGUAGUGGUAACAAUUCUGGAUGAUGGCAUUGAGAGGAACCACCCUGACUUGCAGCAGAAUUAUGAUCAAAUGGCUAGCUUUGAUGUCAAUGGAAAUGACUGGGAUCCCAUGCCUCGUUAUGAUGCCAGCAAUGAGAACAAGCAUGGGACUCGAUGUGCAGGAGAAGUAGCUGCUGUUGCAAACAAUUCACAUUGCACAAUAGGAGUUGCUUACAAUGCCAAGAUUGGAGGUGUUCGCAUGCUGGAUGGUGAUGUGACCGAUAUGGUGGAAGCAAAGUCUCUCAGUUUGAGCCCUCAGCACAUUGACAUCUAUAGUGCCAGCUGGGGACCAGAUGAUGAUGGAAAAACUGUGGAUGGCCCAGCAUCCCUUGCGAUACGGGCCUUUGAGAAUGGCAUCAGACAAGGCCGUGGAGGUCUGGGCUCCAUCUACGUGUGGGCAUCUGGUAAUGGUGGCCGUAGCCGAGAUCACUGUUCCUGCGAUGGUUAUACCAAUAGCAUCUAUACAAUCUCUAUUAGUAGUACAGCUGAGAGUGGGAAGAAGCCUUGGUACUUGGAGGAAUGCUCAUCAACCCUUGCUACUACUUAUAGCAGUGGAGAGUCUUAUGAUCGAAAAAUAAUCACAACUGACCUCAGGCAGCGAUGUACAGAUAGUCACACUGGAACAUCUGCUUCGGCACCAAUGGCUGCUGGGAUUAUUGCACUCGCACUGGAAGCAAACCCUUACCUGAAUUGGAGGGAUGUGCAGCAUAUUAUUGUGAGAACGUCACGCUCUGGCCAUUUGAAUGCUCCAGACUGGAAGAGCAAUGCUGCUGGAUACAGAGUGAGCCACUUAUAUGGAUUUGGAUUAAUGGAUGCAGAAGCUAUGGUGAAAGAAGCAGAGCGUUGGAAAUCAGUCCCACCCCAACAUAGCUGCGUAGAGAACCCAGACAAACAAAGCAGAACUAUCCGUCCUGAACAUCACGUGAGAGCAGUCUACAAAGCCACUGGUUGUUUAGACAACGCAAACCACCGCGUGAUUUAUUUGGAACAUGUUGUUGUCCGAGUCACCAUUUCCCACCCUCGACGAGGUGACCUGGCAAUAUACUUGACCUCUCCAUCUGGAACAAAGUCUCAGCUCUUGUCUAACAGGUUGUUUGAUCAUUCCAUGGAAGGGUUUAAAAGUUGGGAAUUCAUGACCACACAUUGCUGGGGUGAAAAGGCAGCAGGUGACUGGAUCCUUGAAAUUCAUGACAGUCCUUCACAACUCCGCAACUUCAAAACACCAGGUAAACUGAAGGAGUGGUCUCUUGUACUUCAUGGCACAUCCAUCCAUCCGUACACUUCUUUAUAUACAAGGUUAGAUCAACUAAAGGUGCGAUCAAGUCCAAGGGAAGAUGUCUCUGAUGACUAUGCAGAUGAGUACACUGGACCUUGUCAUACUGAAUGUAAUAAUGGUUGUGAUGGACCUGGGCCCCAACAAUGCAUUGAUUGUUUGCAUUACUUCCUCAAGUUUAAAAACAAUACAAGAACCUGUGUUCCUGAAUGCCCAAGCGGAUUCUUUGGUGAUGAGAAGAAACGUUGUAAAAAAUGCUGGUCAGUUUGUGAUGUAUGUGUAGGAAGCCGGAGUGACCAAUGCACAUCCUGUAAAAGUGGCUACCACUUGAAUGAAGAGACUAAUGUCUGUAUACCUAAUUGCUCAGAUAGUUUCUACCUCGAUAAAGGUGAUAAUAUGUGUAAAAGAUGUAGUGAGAACUGCAGGAAAUGUAGUGCAUUCCACCAUUGUACAGAUUGUAGACCAGGCUGGAGAUUGCAAGGUCAAAAGUGUGUUUUCAGUUGUGAACCUGGAACUUACUUUAAUUCACUGAGCAGGGAGUGUGAAAAAUGUCAUUUGUCCUGUGCAACAUGUGCAGGUCCAGGCCAAGAGUCCUGUACACAAUGUGCUACAGAUUACUACCUGGAGGAGUGGAGAUGUGUGUUGAGUUGUAGUCUUGGCUACUAUAUAGAUCAGGCAUCUGAACGUGGUGAAAAAAUAUGCAGGAGGUGUGAUGCAAGCUGUUUAACUUGUGCUGGCCAGGGAGAAAGAAACUGUAGUACCUGCCCAAGUGGGUAUAACCUCGAGGGGGGAGUCUGUGUGGUCGGUACUGUUUGCAAAGAUGCAACGGAAGAAUCGUGGGCCGAGGGAAGUUUCUGCGUCCUCGUGAAAAAGAACAGUCUUUGCCAACGAAAAGUGCUUCAACAACUGUGUUGCAGAACAUGUUCACUUAAGGGUUGAACAGAUGACCACAGGGUUCCCCCUCCUUCGCUCCUGUAUGCACACAUGUAAAUUCUUUUAAUAUUAAAAAAAAUAGAAAGCCACCCUUUCUCCUCCUCCAAGCAGGUGGUGAACUGUGUGACAGAACUUUUAUUGGUGAAGCAAUUACAACAGACCUACCUUUCACUUCAGGUGUUUACUGUCUGACAUCUGGAAUAACUAACUUGUCAGUAUUUUACUUUUAUGACCAAAGUGUGUAAUGCCAAACUUUCUAUUUGAAAAUGAGAUAUGAUUUUCUCUCCAUCUCCCACUAUCAGACCACCCCACCCCCCCUGACACACACACACACACACACACACACACACACACACACACACACACACACACACACACACCC
Molecule: messenger RNA, 3551 nt
Organism: Hemiscyllium ocellatum (epaulette shark)
Lineage: Eukaryota; Metazoa; Chordata; Chondrichthyes; Orectolobiformes; Hemiscylliidae
Gene: pcsk5b
Product: proprotein convertase subtilisin/kexin type 5b
Exons: 21
Coding region: 446-3175 (909 amino acids)
Biological process (GO): peptide hormone processing
Cellular component (GO): trans-Golgi network; Golgi membrane
Molecular function (GO): serine-type endopeptidase activity
Source: RefSeq, a predicted model, not a curated record